AUGGAAGGCAGAAGACGAAGCGUAUCCGUCAUGAAUGUCGGCCUAGCCGAAGGAGCCGGCGAUGACCUCCUCCGUCGGCUCUCAAGAACUUUCUCCGGCAAGUCCCAGCAACCAGAAGCACCCGAGGAGCACGCUGUCGAGCGAUGGACUUCGAGGCACGAAAAGGACCAAAUAGACGAUUCAUCAGAGAAGACCAAGGUCAACGACUGGCGAUUGGACGCACAUGUCAAAGAAGUACAGGCCAAUGAUCCUACUGAGGGUCGAAGCCUUGGCGUCACGUGGAAGGACCUGACAGUCAAGGUGGUACCAUCCGAUUCAACUCUGCAGGAAAACGUCCUCAGCCAGUUCAAUGUAAUCCAGCAAGCCAAGGAAGCACGCAAAAAGGUAGCUCUCCGAACCAUUCUGGACGGGAGUUCUGGAAAUGUCAAGCCAGGAGAGAUGCUCCUGGUUCUCGGAAGACCCGGAUCUGGUUGUACCACUCUCCUGAAACUCCUCGCGAACAAAAGAAAAGGGUAUGCCGAGGUGGACGGUGACGUUCAUUAUGGCGCAAUGACCGCAAAGGAGGCCGCGCAGUACCGCGGCUCCAUUGUCAUAAACACUGAGGAAGAGCUUUUCUACCCGUCGCUUACUGUCGGAAGGACUAUGGACUUUGCCACCAGGCUGAACAUUCCAGAAACUCUACCGAAUGACACAGCGAGCCGAGAAGAAUACCGUGUCAAGUUCAAAAACUUCCUUCUUGACUCCAUGGGCAUCUCACACACUGAAGAUACCAAGGUUGGCGAUGCCUUCGUCCGAGGUGUGUCUGGUGGUGAACGCAAGCGAGUAUCCAUCAUCGAAACACUGUGCACAAGGGGUAGUGUCAUGUGCUGGGACAAUUCAACACGCGGUCUCGAUGCUUCCACAGCGCUUGAAUACACCCGUGCCCUUCGAUCGUUGACCGACGCCAUGGGCAUCGCAACCAUUGUCACACUGUAUCAGGCUGGUAACGGCAUUUACGACUUGUUCGACAAAGUGCUCGUCCUCGACGAAGGCAAACAAGUCUACUAUGGUCCACGCGAGCAAGCCCGCCCGUUUAUGGAAGCUCAAGGCUUCAUAUGUGGCGAGGGCGCCAACGUCGCAGAUUACCUCACUGGUGUCACUGUUCCGAGCGAGCGACAGAUCAAGCCCGAAUUCGAGUCACGAUUCCCUCGCAACAACGUAGAGCUGGAAAAAGCGUAUCGCGAAUCAUCCAUCAAGGCCAACAUGGACCGCGAACUCGACUACCCCAGCACACAAGAAGCAAAGCUCAACACUGAAACUUUCCGACGUGCUAUCUCUCUCGACAAAUCUAAGCGCUUAUCCAAGAAGUCACCCAUGACUGUGUCCUUCUCGGCGCAAGUCCAGGCAUGUGUCAUUCGUCAAUACCAGAUCAUCUGGGGUGACAAGGCAACAUUUUUCAUUAAGCAAGCUUCGACCAUUGUGCAAGCCCUGAUCUCUGGAUCUCUCUUCUACGAUGCUCCUGACACCUCCGCCGGUCUCUUCGUCAAAGGCGGAGCCCUCUUCCUGGCCCUUCUGUUCAAUUCUCUAGUCGCCAUGUCUGAAGUUACAGACUCCUUCUCUGGCCGUCCCAUUCUCGCUAAGCACAAGAACUUCGCUUUCUUCAAUCCUGCUGCUUUCUGCAUAGCUCAGAUUGCCGCUGACAUUCCGAUUGUUUUCUUCCAAGUUACCUCUUUUAUCGUUAUCCUAUACUGGAUGACCGCUCUCAAGGCUACGGCAGGUGCAUUCUUCACCUGCUGGUUCGUUGUUUAUUUGACAACAUUUGUCAUGACUGCCUUUUUCCGCAUGCUCGGUGCUGCUUUCACUAACUUCGACGCCGCGUCCAAGAUCUCUGGUUUCUCUGUCACUUCCCUCAUCUUGUACAAUGGAUACCAGAUCCCCAAGCCGCAGAUGCACCCUUGGUUCGUUUGGAUCUACUGGAUCAACCCUCUGUCCUACGGGUUUGAGUCAUUGUUGGCAAACGAAUUCAAGGGAACUACCAUCCCUUGCGUCGCGAACAAUCUGGUUCCCAACUACCUGCCGCAAUACCAGGACCCCGCUCACCAGUCUUGCGCUGGAAUUGCAGGUGCUGCUACUGGUGCUGUAUCUCUGACUGGCGAACAAUACCUUAAGAGCCUGUCGUACUCACCCUCACACAUCUGGCGCAACGUCGGUAUUCUGUUCGCUUGGUGGUUCUUCUUCAUCGGCCUCACCAUAUUCUUCACUCUUCGCUGGGAUGACGCCGCUGGCUCUACUGGUGCCCUACUGAUUCCUCGCGAGAAUGCCAAUAAGGUCCCUAAAGCCGUUUUACCUGGUGACGAGGAAGCACAAACAAACGAGAAAGCUCCCCGCGCCAGAGCUGAUGGUAAUAAUUCUAGCAGCCAACCUGGCGCCGCCCUGAUGCGCAACACCUCAGUCUUCACCUGGCGCAGCCUCUCUUAUGUUGUUCAGACACCAUCCGGACCUCGCACUCUCCUCGACAAAGUAGACGGUUAUGUCAAGCCAGGAAUGCUCGGUGCCCUAAUGGGUUCAUCUGGUGCCGGAAAAACCACUCUUCUCGAUGUUCUGGCCCAGCGCAAAACGGACGGGCAGAUUCAUGGAGAAGUGCUUGUCGAUGGUCGUCCGCUACCCGUCUCUUUCCAGCGAUCUGCCGGCUACUGCGAGCAGCUAGAUGUCCACGAACCCUUCUGUACCGUCCGGGAAGCUCUCGAAUUCUCCGCUCUUCUUCGUCAAAGUCGUGAAACUUCUCGCGAGGACAAGCUUGCUUAUGUCGACACUAUCAUUGACCUCCUCGAACUGCACGAUCUCGAACAUACACUCAUCGGCCGUGUCGGUGCAGGUCUGUCAGUCGAACAACGUAAACGUGUCACCAUCGGUGUUGAGCUUGUUUCUAAGCCCUCCAUCCUGAUCUUCUUGGACGAACCUACUUCCGGUCUCGACGGACAAGCCGCUUUCAACACCGUUCGCUUCCUCCGGAAGCUUGCCGAUGUCGGACAAGCAGUGCUGGUGACUAUUCACCAACCUUCUGCUCAGCUCUUUGCCCAAUUCGAUACACUGCUGUUGCUUGCCAAGGGUGGUAAAACGGUCUACUUUGGUGAUAUUGGCGACAACGGAAAUACUGUCAAGCAAUACUUUGGCCGCAAUGGCGUAACCUGCCCUCAGGACGCCAAUCCUGCCGAGUUCAUGAUCGAUGUAGUGACUGGCGCUCACGCGAAUGAUAAGGAUUGGCAUCAGGUUUGGCUUGACUCACCAGAACAAGCUCAGAUGCAACAAGACCUUGAGCACAUCAUCACAGACGCCGCUGGUAAGGAGCCCGGCACGAGUGACGAUGGAUACGAGUUUGCAACCAGCAUGUGGACGCAGAUCAGAUUGGUUACCCAUCGCACGAAUGUCAGCUUAUACCGCAACAUCGACUAUCUCAACAACAAGUUUGCCCUUCACAUCGGUGUUGCCCUCUUCAUCGGCUUCUCAUUCUGGCAGAUCGGCGACUCAGUCGCAGACCAGCAGCUCGUCCUAUUCUCGCUGUUCAACUACAUCUUCGUUGCCCCUGGUGUCAUCGCUCAGCUCCAGCCCCUCUUCAUCGAUCGUCGUGACAUCUACGAGACACGCGAGAAGAAGUCGAAGAUGUAUCACUGGAUCCCCUUUGUCACUGGCCUGAUCGUGUCCGAGAUGCCUUAUCUCGUCCUUUGUAGUGUUUCUUACUUCCUCUGCUUCUACUACACUGCCGGUCUUCCAGGGGCAUCCGACAAAGCAGGAGCGGUCUUCUUUGUCAUGCUUGUGUACCAAUUCUUUUACACGGGCCUCGGUCAGUUCGUUGCUGCUUACGCACCCAACGCCGUCUUCGCCUCUCUGGUCAACCCCUUGCUCCUCGGUGUUCUCGUAUCAUUCUGCGGUGUCCUCGUCCCCUACUCCCAAAUCCAACCUUUCUGGCGCUACUGGAUGUACUAUCUCAACCCUUUCAACUACCUUAUGGGAGCGCUUCUUGUGUUCGUCGAUUUCGACUGGGACGUCAAAUGCAAGGAGUCUGAAUUCGCCAUCUUCGAUCCUCCUCCCGGUGAGACCUGCGCUCAAUACCUUGAGGGAUGGCUUGCUGGCCCCGGGUCCCGCAACAACCUUGUCAACGGCGAUGCGACAGCUGGCUGCAAAGUCUGCCAGUACCGCAUUGGUAGCGACUACCUUUACACUGUCAACCUAAACGACUACUACUACGGCUGGAGGGAUGCAGCGAUUUGUGUUUUGUUUACAAUCUCAAGUUACGCACUGGUUUAUCUGCUCAUGAAGCUCAGGACAAAGGCUAGCAAGAAGGCCGAGUAG
This is a messenger RNA of Ascochyta rabiei, 4329 nucleotides long. RefSeq lists its product as uncharacterized. Lineage: Eukaryota; Fungi; Ascomycota; Dothideomycetes; Pleosporales; Didymellaceae. Gene Ontology annotation, molecular function: ATP binding; ABC-type transporter activity; ATP hydrolysis activity. The record is from RefSeq and is a predicted model, not a curated record. Gene Ontology annotation, cellular component: membrane. Gene Ontology annotation, biological process: transmembrane transport. The transcript has 3 exons. The coding region runs from base 1 to 4329 and encodes 1442 amino acids.